Molecule: messenger RNA, 586 nt
Organism: Triticum dicoccoides
Lineage: Eukaryota; Viridiplantae; Streptophyta; Magnoliopsida; Poales; Poaceae
Exons: 1
Coding region: 110-586 (158 amino acids)
Molecular function (GO): protein binding
Source: RefSeq, a predicted model, not a curated record
AACCCUCCUCCGCUCAGCUCCGGCGAGUCCUGUCCUCUCUCCUGCUGCCCCUCCGCACCGCCCUGCCCCUUCCGCUUCCCGAGAAACCAAACCGUAGCCUCCUUCGACCAUGCGAGGUGGUCUCCGGCCGCGGCGCCAGUCGCCUCCGCCGGGCAAGGAGACGAGGGUGGCCGGUUUCGGUCCUAAUACUUCCAAGAAGAGGAAGCUAGUGGGACACCAGCGCCGUGAAGAGGUGCCGCCGGCGGCAGUGGGCCUGGAUAUCCACGAAGAAGUGAUAGCGCCGACGCCGGGGACGCCAGAUCCGAAAUCGACGGGCAAACUGCCCGCCGGAGGGGAGGUAGACGGAGGAGCCGUGGACCGCAUCAGCAACCUCCACGACGAUAACCUCCGCCACAUCGUCUCCCUCCUCCCCGUCAAGGACGGCGCCCGCACCCAGAUCCUCGCGUCCCGGUGGCGCCACCUCUGGCGCUCCGCCCCUCUCAAUCUCGACUACCGUGAGUUCCCCUCCGGCUGCUUGCCCCCUUACAUCGAUUCCCGCAUUGCCGUCAUCUCGCACAUCCUUUCCUCCCACCCAGGGCCCUGUUAG